Closterium sp. Naga37s-1 is the source of this 1686-nucleotide messenger RNA. Lineage: Eukaryota; Viridiplantae; Streptophyta; Zygnematophyceae; Desmidiales; Closteriaceae. The record is from the annotation of a GenBank genome assembly.
AUGGCAUUGGACGCCGCGAGGCUGAUCCAACAGCUACCCGACCCGCAGCCCAGUACAUGGGCGUAUUCCCGCCCCGUGGUCAUCCUCGACGCGUUUUGGAACCUCGCCUUCGUUAUAGUCACAGCCAUCACGCUCUUUAUAAGUCAGGCGCGCAACGAGCGCCCCCCCGCGCCGCUGUCCAUCUGGUUACUCGGUUACGCCGUGCAAUGCGCGGUGCACGUGAUCUGCGUGUUGCUGGAGCACGAGCGGCGGGAGAGUCGGCGCGUAAGGGAGCAGCGGGAGCAGCGCAGGGGGAGGAGACGCGGGCGGGGGAGGGGGAGGGGGGGGAGGCGCGCACGGGGAGAGCGGAGGGGAAGGGAGAGAGGGAGGGAGAUAGAGAGAGGGAGCGGGGGGGCGAACGGGGGAGAUGGGAGCGUGAAUGGGGAGAGGGGUGGAGCGGGGGAAGCGGCGGGGGAUGGGGUGGUGUUGGUCGACCAAUCAGGGGAACGAGGUAGGAUAAGCGGGAGCGGGGACGUGGGAGGGAAUGUGGAAAUGGCAGGCAACCGGAGCGAAAGGGAACGAGAGGAGGAAUUUAUUUCCACUUUACGCAGGAGGGACGCGGGUAGAGUGGUGACUCUAGACGAAGCAGCUUCUGUGCUUAUAACGGGACGGGCUCUCAUAUUGGAGAGGGAAGAGGAGGCACGGGAGGGGCUUUUGGGGGAGGAUGGGAGGGUGGGUGCGGAGGCACGGAGGGUGGAGAGGAGAGUGGUGGGUGAGGAAGGAUCGACGGUGGAGGAUGAAGCGAUGAUGGUGGGAAAUGGUGUGGAUGAAAACGAAUCGGACGACUCGGACCAGAGCCAACACUACACCAUGCUCUCAUGCUCACUUGCUCUCGUGCUCGCUCAUGCUCUCUCGUGCCUUCCUCUCGCACACCCACCCACCCUUUUCCAGCCUGGCAAGCCGCAUAGAGUCAGCCAACACAAUGUUCUCCUUCGCCUGGUGGCUCAAGCUCAGCUGCUCUCAUGCUCUCUCAUGCCUACCUCCUCUCCCCUCACCUUCUCCAGCCUCGCACGCCGCGUCGAGUCAGCCAACACCAUGUUCUCCUUCGCCUGGUGGCUCGUGGGCUUCACCUGGAUCCUCUCUACCAUUGACGAUUCCUUCAAAGUCGCGCCCAUCCUCUCCUGGGCGACCACAGCCUUCCUGGCGUUUGACGUGUUUUUUGUCGUCUUCUGUGUGGCCGUGGCAUGUGUUGUCGAUAUGGCCCUCACCCCUCUCCACCCUCCCAUACCCGCCUGUUACCACAUCAGGGCGACCACGGCCUUCCUGGCGUUUGACGUGUUCUUCGUGGUCUUCUGUGUGGCCGUGGCGUGUGUUGUCGAUAUGGCCCUCACCCCUCUCCACCCUCCCAUACCCGCCUGUUACCACAUCAGGGCGACCACGGCCUUCCUGGCGUUUGACGUGUUCUUCGUGGUCUUCUGUGUGGCCGUGGCGUGUGUUGUUGAUAUGGCCCUCACCCCUCUCCACCCUCCCAUACCCGCCUGUUACCACAUCAGGGCGACCACGGCCUUCCUGGCGUUUGACGUGUUCUUCGUGGUCUUCUGCGUGGCGGUCGCGUGCGUGGUGGGCAUGGCCGUGUGCUGCUGCCUGCCCUGCAUCAUCGCUCUCAUCUACGCCGUUGCAGAUCAGGCAAGUGCAGCAAGCAGUUAG